Molecule: messenger RNA, 1590 nt
Organism: Canis lupus familiaris (dog)
Lineage: Eukaryota; Metazoa; Chordata; Mammalia; Carnivora; Canidae
Gene: TLE5
Product: TLE family member 5, transcriptional modulator
Exons: 7
Coding region: 95-688 (197 amino acids)
Biological process (GO): regulation of DNA-templated transcription; negative regulation of canonical Wnt signaling pathway
Cellular component (GO): transcription regulator complex; nucleus
Molecular function (GO): transcription corepressor activity; protein binding
Source: RefSeq, a predicted model, not a curated record
CAAAGGCGCGGCCGCCCGGCGCCCCGAGCCGCCCGAGCCGCCCGAGCCGGGGCGCACAACCGGGGCGCAGCCCGCGCCCCCCGCCGCGACUGACAUGAUGUUUCCACAAAGCAGGCAUUCGGGCUCCUCUCACCUACCCCAACAACUCAAAUUCACCACCUCGGACUCCUGCGACCGCAUCAAAGACGAGUUUCAGCUGCUGCAGGCUCAGUACCACAGCCUGAAGCUCGAAUGUGACAAGCUGGCCAGCGAGAAGUCCGAGAUGCAGCGUCAUUAUGUGAUGUACUACGAGAUGUCCUACGGCUUGAACAUCGAGAUGCACAAGCAGGCCGAGAUCGUCAAGAGGCUGAAUGGGAUUUGUGCCCAGGUCCUACCCUACCUUUCCCAAGAGCACCAGCAGCAGGUCUUGGGAGCCAUCGAGAGGGCUAAGCAGGUCACCGCUCCCGAGCUGAACUCCAUCAUCCGACAGCAGCUCCAAGCCCAUCAGCUGUCCCAGCUGCAGGCCCUGGCCCUGCCCCUGACCCCACUGCCCGUGGGGCUGCAGCCACCCUCGCUGCCCGCCGUCAGUGCCGGCACCGGCCUCCUCUCGCUGUCUGCGCUGGGCUCCCAGGCCCAUCUCUCCAAGGAAGACAAGAACGGGCACGACGGUGACACCCACCAGGAGGAUGACGGCGAGAAGUCGGAUUAGCGGGUGGCGGGGUGGGGAGGGUGGGGGGGCGAGGGGACACAGACAUGGAGAGAGGAACAUUUAGCGCAAGACACAGUGUAGCUCGGGAUUGGCUGAACUCGGUAGUAUUUAUGGUAGCCGCCUGCUGGGGUCCUAGCCCUGCCUGUGUGCCACCCCUAGCUUCUCACACCCCCGGCUCCAGCCUCCCUCCUCCUCCUCCCUCUCCCCUCCUCCCCGCCCCCCCUGCAGCCGGAGUGGGCCAAUACCUGCCCAUUCCACCCGGGAGGUAAGCUGAGGCCUGGAGGCGCACAGGGGAGGCCAGGCCCGAAGACAGCAGAGCCUCCAGAAGCCCAGCACCCCCGCACCUCCCCGCCCGCGCCCGCCGGGCCCCUCAGGGCGCGCCCCCAGCCUCCCACCCUGGCACUGCAUGCAAACACCACGCUAGCUGCCCCUUCCCGCCCUGGGCACCCCGCGUCCCUCCCCCCUCACUCCCCUCCUCCUCCGCAAGGCUAGUUCCAGAGCCCACGCCCACCGCUCCUCUCCCCUGCAGGAGAGGGGGCGGAGAGAGGGAGCCUAGCCAGGCGCAGGGGUGGGGGCGGGCGGGCGUCCCAGAAUUCCCUUUCUCCCCUUCCCCAAUAAAGAUGAGGGUACUCAAGUUGUCUUGGUUUUUAUUUUAUUUUUUUCCUUUUUCCAGUACACUAGCUUGUCUUUUAAGAAAAGGGAUAUUUAAAAAAAAAAAAGAAAAAAAGGACAGAAAAAUGUUUUAAAAAAACAAGCAACACCCACACCUGUGUCUGUAUAUAGCCUUUUAGACUUGUCAGCUUUUGUUGUGUAGAGUCGUUUGAUCGCUGCGGAGAGAAGGGAGACUGCUGUACCGAGGGUGGGCUUAGCUGUGCCUUUCAAAUAAAGAUGUGAGAAGGUUG